UGUGUCAUCAAAAUCAGUAAAUCGAAGCAUGUGUUUGAAGCAUGUGUCAUUCAGUAGUUUUAUUUGAUUAAGUAAAAUCCUGUUGAAUCCUGUUUAUUCCUAAAUCAUAAAUUGGAAAAUUAUAAUGUUGAUGUUUCAAGGGGUGUAUUCAUUACGCAAACCAUUUACCGUUUACGAACCAAACGGAAGCAAACAGGGGUAAUCCUUUCCCAAAAUUGAACGACAGUCCCUCCGUUUCGUUCCAUUUAAGAAACUUUUUGCUACAGAAUCGGCGUGAUGAAUAUGCCCCCGAUUUUAGAUUUUUAGCCCAGUGUCCAAACACCCGUUUAAAAAUGUCCAAAAUAAUAAUAAUGAUAUGCUUCAAUUGUUUGAUAUUUGAACAUUAAAAAAAACUCCCUACCCACGUGUCACACCUAUAUUUUGCUAAAUUAGCACCUUAUAAAACUGCACACGACAGCAUUUACCAAGAGGCCAUUCUAUACUAGAAUUGAUUAGCUUGUUCUAUUGUAAUCAAUCAUGCCCGCAAAUUAAUUACUGGAUAUUGUAUAGAAAUCAAUUAUAACGGGGCGACAUGUAACGUUUGCGCUCGUCUAAAAGACAAACCAUAUCGAACUUGGGUAUACAACAUAGACCUGAUGAGAACAUGUAGUAGCCAUGUAUGACCUAAUCUCCCUGUGCGACAGUGUUUAACAAUAUUUGUUUAACUAACCCAAGAUAGACAACAGCCUGUCGUUUCCAAUGGGAGCAAAUUAAUCACAGUGGGCAGAACUAGCAAGGAGGUGGGCAGAGCCAAGCACGAAUUAGCGAGAGCCUAUUGGCGCGUUCUAGUUUAUUUUCGUUAGGGAACGCCUACUUUGCAAUCUUAAACAACGCAAUUUUCAGAAAACUUGGCAACGGGUGAAGUCUACUCUGUUCGAAUCAGAUUUUAUUUUUGGAAACAAAAAACUGUAUUGAGAUCAAAUGUUCCAUCAAUGAGAAAAUUAGCAGAAUAUCGGCCAAAAUCCAUUUUGCGCAAUCUUCUCCCAUUGCCGGAGUUCCGGCCACUGGGCUUCCAUUUGGAGACUGAGAUGGAGUUUGUGAUCAGCACCACAUGGGACAGCCUUCCUGUGGAUCAUGACCCUGUGAAGGUGACGUUUUCUCCCGGGGAUGGAGGGAUGAAGAUGCAGGUGUCUGCUCCCUUCUUCAACAACCCUCCUGGUCCCUCCGGCCCUCCAGGACAGCCCUUCCCUGGCCUCUGGAACUAUGAAGUGGUUGAGGCGUUCUUCCUGGACAGUACUACUGUGAACUAUCUAGAGGUGGAAGUGUGUCCACAUGGACAACACUUGGUGUUACUGCUCUCUGGAAGAGGUCACGCAUUCAUGCAACAACUGCCCCUGUCGUUCACGGCAACCAUCACAGGAAACAGGUGGGAGGGUGAGGCUCUUCUCCCCUGGUGCUACUUCCCCCCUAACGUGAACAAGAUGAACUCGUACGCCAUCCACGGGUCCGGGGCGGGGCGAACCUACGAGUCCCUCUACCCCGUCCCCCAGGCUGACCUCGUGGAGGGACAGAAGCCCAACUUCCACCUCUUGGAAUAUUUCCAAGACUUUCGCCUGCAAAGCAUCAUGGGAGGGGACUGGGUCCAGCCCGAGUCGGAUCUCUGGAAGGGAAAGUGAUGAGUCGGGAGAACACACACACUGGAACACACACGCGUCAUGACAGCCGGUGCGACCAAAGUCACGGAGGAGGAACGAUCGAUCUUGAUUAGUUAGUGAUGUCAGACUGGAUGAAAUAUGUUACCAGUUUGUCAGAUGGUAUUAACACCUCACCUCAAACUGCCUUUUACCAACUGCCAGAGGCCUGGUUCAAAAAACACAUGAAGGGGUUUCUAGUUUUUAUUUUUCUAUGAAUGAAAGUGAGAAUCAAAGUAUAUUAUAUCUGUGCUUUCUGUUUUAUAGAUUUAUGCCUUUUUCUCUGAAAUGAAAGACCAUUGAAUUUGAUCAUUUUCAAUGCUACCUCCAA
Oncorhynchus kisutch (coho salmon) is the source of this 2001-nucleotide messenger RNA. RefSeq names its product UPF0462 protein C4orf33 homolog. Bases 972 to 1655 code for a protein of 227 amino acids. NCBI's taxonomy places the organism in Eukaryota, Metazoa, Chordata, Actinopteri, Salmoniformes, Salmonidae. The transcript is spliced from 6 exons. The record is from RefSeq and is a predicted model, not a curated record.